Molecule: messenger RNA, 2458 nt
Organism: Trifolium pratense (red clover)
Lineage: Eukaryota; Viridiplantae; Streptophyta; Magnoliopsida; Fabales; Fabaceae
Product: rop guanine nucleotide exchange factor 3-like
Exons: 8
Coding region: 417-2012 (531 amino acids)
Molecular function (GO): guanyl-nucleotide exchange factor activity
Source: RefSeq, a predicted model, not a curated record
GUUGUCCAAGGUUGCUUUUUUCCUUCACAGUCCACAACCCUUUACUGCGUUUUUCAUUGAAUUAUUGAGUCUCAGUAGUAGUAGUAGUAGUAACAGCAUUGUUUUAAGAGCUUUUGCUUUUUAAUUUGCUAGAAAACAAGAACAUUCAAAUUUUUUGCUUUUUCUUUUUAAUCUCUCCUUUUUUUUCCCCUUUUGUUUUUCUAUAUCUAUAGUUUGAUUUCAAUUGAAAUUUUAUUAUAGUUUAAACUGAGUUUUAAUUUUAUGUCAAGCUUUAUAUCAUAGUAUGUGUGAAAGUGAUUAUUACAAAAAUGGCUUAAAUUUAGAGUCCACAACCACAAUUUGACUCAUUUACCCUUCAUGUUUAUAUAUGUGCAGGUGUUAAGGAAGUUCCAUUGAUUACAUAUUCUUGAGCUAAGAUGGAUAAAUCAUCCAACUUUGGUGAUAACUGUGAUGUGAGGUAUCACCUUUCACCUUCUAUGGAUCAUUCAGUUAGUGAAACUCCUCCUUUUUCUAGAUUGAGUGGUGAUUCUUUCGGAUACUGCCGAGUUUGGACAAGCUCAGACGCGUCAAAUUCAAAUUUCUCUGACACUCUAGAUGAUAGCAGCUAUGCCAGUGAACCUUCGCCUUUGCCUUCACCUUCGCCUUCUCAGUGGAGGGAUGUUAAACCUGGUCUUUCUAGGCUAGGAAUGAAGCUGCGCAAGCAAUCAGUUGAUGAUAAACUUGAUGAUAAUGAUCUCUUGGAUUCAGGUGAGCUUGAAAUGAUGAAGGAAAGAUUUGCAAAACUUCUACUAGGAGAAGACAUGUCUGGUGGAGGAAAAGGUGUUUCCACAGCAGUUACAAUCUCAAAUGCCAUUACCAAUCUCUAUGCAACAGUAUUUGGACAAAGUUUAAAGUUGGAGCCGCUGAAGCCAGAGAAGAAAGCCAUGUGGAAAAGGGAAAUGAAGGUUCUUUUAUCAGUGUGUGAUUACAUACAAGAAUUUGCCCCAACUGCACAAUAUUUAGAAGAUGGCACAAUUGUGGAGAUGAUGAAAAGCAGACCAAGGUCAGAUAUCUAUAUCAACCUCCCUGCACUACAGAAGCUUGACACAAUGCUUAUAGAAAUAUUAGAUUCUUUUGAGGAUACUGAAUUCUGGUAUGCAGAGAAUAUAUCAGCAAGUUCGCCUCAUUUACGCGCAGCCUCAUUUCGGAAGAUUGUUCCAAGGAAAGAUGAGAAAUGGUGGUUACCAGUUCCCUGUGUUCUCCCUGGUGGCCUCUCUGAGAAGUCAAGGAAACACCUUGCAGAGAAACGGGAUUGUGCUAAUCAAAUUCAUAAAGCGGCAAUGGCAAUAAAUAGCAAUAUUCUUGCGGAAAUAGAUAUUCCAGAAACAUAUAUAGAUGAUCUUCCAAAGCUGAAAUUCUAUUGCCAAGUGAUUGAGGAUUCCUUUAAAUGUGACCCUAUAAGACAAAUGUCUUGGAAUUUAUCAUCAAAUUUGAUAAGCCUUUUAUGGAAGCCAAUAAUAGCAGCUGAAUCUUGUAGAAAACGGGACGAUAUAAUUUCAUAUAAGAGUGGAAGAGGAAGUCUAGGAGACACAAUUUACCACUAUAUGUAUACUGCUGACAAGUUCUCGCCUGAUCGCCUUCUUGACUGUCUCAAAAUAAGUUCUGAGCAUGAAGCACUCGAUCUAGCAGACAGGGUCGAAUCAUCGAUGUACACGUGGAGACGUAAAGCUUGUCUUAGCCAUUCAAAGUCAUCAUGGAAAGAAGUAAAAGAUCUGAUGGAUGACACCGAUUGGAAGGACAAAAACUACAUCUUAGCUGACAGAGCUGAAGCUUUGUUGUUUAGCCUCAAGCAAAGAUAUCCUGAACUUUCACAAACUUCUUUGGAUACAUGCAAGAUCCAAUACAACCGUGAUGUGGGGAAAGCAGUACUAGAAAGCUAUUCAAGAGUUUUAGAAGGCCUAGCAUUUAACAUUGUUGCUUGGAUUGAAGAUGUUCUGUGUGCAGAUAAAUCAAUGACAAAUAGAGAAGUCUAGAAACCACAACUGGGUUUUACAACUUCAUCACAACAAUGCUUCUCUUCCAUUCAACAAUCUUAUUGUAAACCAAGGAUUUGGGAGAAUUUAAGACAGUUAGUACUUGGUAGAUGAUGUGUGAAAAUGUAUUAUUCACUUGCAUCUGUGUGAAGCUCAUUUGUCAACAGUAUAUAGAAGACAGUGUCAACAUUCAGUUGAAUUUUUAAGCAUAACUUCCAACAGACACACAAUAAAUAUACACUAGGAAAUAUCAGUUAAAUUGCUCAACUCUGGAAAUUUAUUUGAUUUUGGGCGCUAGAACUAAUAGCCGAUCUAAUUACAUCAAAAAUUUAAAACUGUUUUUUCUCUAGACUAAACACAGCUAGGUUUAUUAGGUAAAUUUUUCCUUUGAUUUUGACAUGUUUAUAAAUUUUAUUCAAGUUCUAUUUUGGUGAACCAAACCAAAA